GGAAAGGAUAGAGGAAAAAAAAAAAAAAAGAAACAUCGAAAAAUAAGAAGUUUUGUAACCCUAAAUCUCGAACCAGUAGAAUUUUCGCUAACCCUCGAUUACUACUGAAAUUCCAUUUCUCUCUACAAUCUACAUUCAUCCAUUCCACUUUUCUAUCUAAAAUCUUCAAUUUCGUAUUUCCAGCAUCAAUUCAGGUCACUUUACAAUUUGAAGGAAUUUUUCGACGAUUUCAAUAUUUUGAAGGGCUUGAUGCUGAUUGAAGUUGUGGGAUUUUGGAUGAUAUUUGGAGCAUAAUGGCAAGCUAUGCGGGUAAAGGUGUUCCUACAAAUGGCUCUAUCUAUGUUUGUAACCUACCGGAAGGGACUGAUGAUAACAUGUUGGCGGAAUUCUUUGGUACCAUUGGAUUGCUUAAGAAAGAUAAAAGAACUGGUCGACCUAAAAUUUGGUUAUACCGAGAUAAGGUGACAAAUGAACCAAAGGGCGAUGCAACAAUAACCUAUGAAGAUCCUCAUGCUGCAGCAGCUGCUGUGGAAUGGUUCAAUAACAAAGAAUUUCAUGGAAACGUAAUUGGUGUUUUUAUAGCAGAGUCCAAGAAUAAGGAUGAAGCAGUGGAUACAAAUGUACCUGGUGAAUUUGGCGAUCCUGUUGAAAAUGCUUUGGACUUGAAUGGGGAUGGUGGAGCCGGUAGAGGCCGAGGUGAUGCUUCUGGAAAAGCAUGGCAACAAGAUGGUGAUUGGCUGUGUCCAAAUACAAGCUGCUCCAAUGUGAACUUCGCUUUUCGUGGUGUUUGCAACCGUUGUGGAACUGCCCGUCCCGCUGGUGUAUCUGGUGGUGCAGGGGGUGGUGGUAGAGGAAGAGGUCGUGGAGCUGCUGAUGCUGCUGGUAACACCCGAGCUGCGGCUGGUCCAACUGGACUUUUUGGUCCAAAUGAUUGGUCUUGUCCCAUGUGUGCUAAUAUCAACUGGGCAAAGCGAACUAAGUGCAAUAUUUGCAACACUAAUAAACCCGGAAUCAGUGAGGGAGGUGUAAGGGGGGGUCGUGCCGGUGGCUAUAAGGAACUUGACGAGGAAGAGUUGGAGGAGACAAAGCGACGCCGGCGUGAAGCCGCAGAAGAUGAUGGAGAGAUGUAUGAUGAGUUUGGCAAUCUCAAGAAAAAAUUUCGUGUAAAAACACAGCAAGUUGAAACAGUCAAGGUGCUUCCAGGAGCAGGGCGUGCAGGGUGGGAAAUUGAGGAACUAGGUGUAGCUGAUGGAGCACGAGAGAGGAGCAGGGAUAGGGGGAGAGAUCAUGAUGACAGAGAGAGCAGAAGCAGAGAGCGAGAUAGUAGGGAUCGGCGUCGGAGCAGAAGCAGAGAGAGAGAUAGGGACAGGGGAAGGGAGUAUAGGGAUAGAGAUUAUAAUUACGACAGGGAUCGAGAUUACAACCGAGACAGGGAUCGUUACAAGUACCGAUAAUAUUGUUAGCUGAUUGCUUAUUAUUCAAGGUUCUGGUUAGUUUAACAUGAUCCAUGAAUCGACGACUUCAGGUGGCCUACAGCGGAUUUUAUAUGCCAUAGCUUGCUAUAUGUAGAAAAUUUUCUUAUUUAUGAAUUUUCUAUGUUUGCUAUGUACAUGAUGGGGGAGAACAUAGUCUCCCGAAAAUGGAACCUAGAUGGACUUCGUGUCUCUGAAAAUUUGGAUCUAGAAUGACGUUUUUUGACGAGAUCAUAUGAUCCAUUUUUGCCUCAUGAGUUUAGGAUAUCGUUCGAGGUACGUAGGGGCGAAAGUAAUUGAAUGUAUCAAUUGUUUUGGUGGCUUUUUUUUGUCUUGUACUGUAACUCAUAUGUGUUGCUAUCAUAUUUAGAUAUUGAUGCGAGUACAUAACGCAAGUCUUUUUGGUUUUA
Beta vulgaris subsp. vulgaris (sugar beet) is the source of this 1882-nucleotide messenger RNA. Its product is annotated as transcription initiation factor TFIID subunit 15. The coding region runs from base 294 to 1454 and encodes 386 amino acids. The record is from RefSeq and is a predicted model, not a curated record. Gene Ontology annotation, molecular function: RNA binding. The transcript is spliced from 8 exons. NCBI's taxonomy places the organism in Eukaryota, Viridiplantae, Streptophyta, Magnoliopsida, Caryophyllales, Amaranthaceae.